AGGAAUAAGAUGUAUGGUUUUCUCUACCCUUUUCCUAUGAUGACGCUCUGUAUGGCGUCUUUUUAUGAUUUCAUGUUUGCUUGAUUUGUCGUCCCCCGCACCUUGUUGUACGUCACCUCCUCCCUUGUGGGAAGUGUUGAUAAGAAGCAAGCAAAUUUCUUUUGGUCUACCCGCUCGUAUUCCCUGCCUACCUUAAAAAAGCAGAAAAACACAGGGUGAAAUACUUCCAAUUUUCAAGCGCCAAGAUGCAGCCCUCUAGACCAUCGCUUUUGAUUCUUGCUCUUUCACAGCUGGCGCUCCUACCCCUCUUAGUGCUGGGACGGGUUUUACUUCACAGGCACAGCCCUGCUUCCAAGCAGCGUCUCGGCGACCAGGAAGCGCCUCGCUCGAAGUCUAGAGCUCUAUCAAGCUCAGAAAGGAAACACCCAUCCUCGUCACUGUUGCAACACGCGAAAGCACCGGAGCAACCCAAGCCGUUAACGAACAGAAAAAGCGUAUCAGACUAUCAUCGCGUAGUUUCAGCAGCGGAGAGCGGCGGAGGUGCAGCGUUAGCUACAGAUGGGCACUAUUCUGUAGUUGGCGGGGAAAUUUAACCGGGUCCUGCCAGCAGCACCGCCACCACGACCAGAGCCAGCGAUGGAAUAAGCGUAAGCAGGAUUAGGAACAGCGGGAGCAGUCUCAUCGCAGCGAACUCUAGAGAUGCGGCGAAAAAGAACAAGCGAGAAGAUUUCAAAAGCUUUCUCGCACGAGAGCGCACAGCACGGGAGGUGGCGCGGAGUGAGCAGAAUGCAGCAGGAGCAGGAGCAGCUGGACGACUGCAUCUUCAGCCUGAUUUUUUGUCCCCCGCUCCCACUUCUGCAUUGCUGCAGAAAAAGAUCCGUAGCCACGUCGCUGAACCACCUGCAUCCGCACUGCAUCCAGCAAAGACCCAGCUUGCGUUGAAGCGGCAGGUAUCAUCCGCACCAAAUGAUCCUCGCUCUGGUUCUCAAUCGGGACGAGGGGCAGCGCUGUUGCAAAAGAGGAGGCAGGUGGACGAUCUCGAACCGAAGCCUGCGACGGAAUUUCCCGGAGGUACCGAUCCUUGUUUCCUCGGUGGGCCCGACGGUGUGGAGGAGGGCCGGGCACUGCCGCUGGACGAAGUGCUGAUUGAAAAGAGAGUGGAAAAAGACUUCCCCGACCCGGACGCGACCGACGAUUAUAUGGCGUGCGUCGGGGGUUCGGGAGCCGGCACCAACUGGCCGGGCUCGCUGGAGGGGCACUUCAAUCUGCCGGACAACGUGAAGCAGCUGACGAUCCGGUUUGUAAGCGCCGGUUACACAAAAGGUAAUGACAUGGGUCCGGGGAUGACCUGUGGAGUCCCCGCGGCCAAUUGCUACCCGGACAAGUGGGGUAGUCGGGACGGGGCGCUGUCGUUGUGGAUCGUCCAGCCCGGCGAAAACGGCAACGCCAUUGCGCCGGUCCGCGGCGAUGUCAACGCCAUUCGCAAGGACUGGGCGGGGGCAGACCGGCUGGGCGACCGCCAGGGCGACUUCCGCUUCAAACCGGUGGACACGCUCGCAAAUUUGGAAAGCAACGGACCUGGCACUGCGGGGAGCUGGCAGGUUUUCGCCGCGGGUAACAAGGACGCGAACGACCUGCACUUCCGCUUCAAGGAUAAUUUCGUGCCCGAGCGGCUGCGUGUGGUCAACGGCGAAAACCACUUUCUGACGGCCGCCGGCGACAACGGGGGCAAGACUUGCCUGCGCGUUAUCGCCUGCCUACCGGCGACAACAACUACGACUACCACGACGACUACCACUACCACGACGACUACCACAACCACGACCACGACUGUGUUGAUCAUCUAUGCGGUUCCGCCACCGCCGUGGCGCAUGUGGCUGUUUUUGGUCUUCGCCGCGCUGUUCUUGCUGGGUUGUGUGGCGGCGACGGCCGUGGGCGUGCUGGCGGACAAUCAGUGGCGGCGCAGCGAGUACUCCAGCGAGACCACGACGGAAACGAACGUGCAGUAUGAGGAGCAAGAGUAG
Molecule: messenger RNA, 2024 nt
Organism: Amoebophrya sp. A120
Lineage: Eukaryota; Dinophyceae; Syndiniales; Amoebophryaceae
Source: the annotation of a GenBank genome assembly